Messenger RNA from Gymnodraco acuticeps, 489 nucleotides. RefSeq names its product complement C1q-like protein 2. The coding region runs from base 16 to 489 and encodes 157 amino acids. Gene Ontology annotation, molecular function: protein binding. Lineage: Eukaryota; Metazoa; Chordata; Actinopteri; Perciformes; Bathydraconidae. The record is from RefSeq and is a predicted model, not a curated record. The transcript has 3 exons.
CAGCGAAAAUUCAGAAUGAGGAGAGCUGCAGUUUUUCUGGCGUUGCUGUUCUGUCUGCUCUGGACGGGGACUCAGGCCGGUCCUCAGGUGGCGUUCUCAGCCGGUCUCAGUGAUGCAGGAGUAGUCGGACCCUUCGGCACUAACUCAAUACUGAAGUACACUAAAGUCUUCACCAAUAUCGGCCAGGCCUACAACCCAACUACAGGUAUCUUCACAGCCCCCGUCAAAGGAGUCUACUACUUCAGCUUCAACAUGUGGGGAAGCCGCUUUGUAUCAGAUACCGCUCUUGAAUUCGCUCUCAACAACGUGAUGAAGAUGAGGCUUCAAGAUUACAAUGAUGCCUAUGGCUACGUCUCUGCGGCUAACUCAAUGGUUCUUCAGCUGGAGAAGGGAGAUGUUGCCAACAUGGUUCUGCCCUCCAGCUACAACGUUUAUGAUGAUUUGUUUAAUCGCAUGGUUUUCAGUGGAUUUCUACUCUUUCCUCUGUGA